UCAGCUGGCGCCGCAUAUUCAGUUCCUGGUCGGCGUUGCACGUUAACGGUACCAAGCGGAGCGCAGCCAACGCUGCACCGAACCGAACCGUAUCAAGUCGAAUCGAGUCAACCAACAAGUGACGUGUUAUUUCUUUUCGAAACCGAAAGUGUUAACAGCACCAAUUUAGGCGCGCGUUAAUUCAAACAGAUAUUCAACCAAAUACAGAAAAUAAAAAAGCGGAAAAACAAAACAAAACAAAAGCAAAAACAAAAUCAAAAUUAAAGCUCAACAUUUGAUUACUUAAGGAGUCUUAUUGGCCAUUUGCAUGCGCGACACCUGCGCUGAUUGAUAUUCAUUAUUUAAUUCAAGUCUUGCAAAAGCGCGUAACUUCCGGUAAUUUUGCGUCGUAAAAUGUUUGCCACCAAUAUCCGCCGGGCUGUCGUCAACGUAAUGAACCUGGCCGAAAGGCAUUGAGGCCACAGAAGGACUUCGUGUGCAGACAUUUGCGUCCCUUGCAUUCUCGGCGCGUCUCCUUGCAGCGACGCCUAUUUCCGCCGCAUUUUGCAAUUUGAAUUGGCACGUGAAAGCUGUUUCCCCAAUCGCAUAUGCUACGGCUAAUUACUAUGCAACAACAACAACAACACCAGCACCAGCACCAGCACCAGCACAAGCAACAACAACAACAUCGGCUGGUUAAAUCCAAGUAAAGCAGAGGCAAAUCCACACUACGACCAUGGAGGAGGACGUUUAUGCAACGCUCAACUACAGCGACAGCGACAGCACCGCCGAAGAUGGCGCCGAGGAUGAGGAUGGCUGGAACACGCUGGAUAUGAGUGUUGAGCAGCUGGAGCAUCUGCUGCUCUGGCAGCUGCCCGAUUCGGGCAACAGCACCAGCAAACAGACGUUGGCCAAUUGGAGCUUCAGCAAUGAAACCGCAAUGCCCAGUCCAACCCCCGCCCAGUCGCCCUUCGACACCAACAACUAUUGGGCCCUGCUCGCCCUGGUGCUGGUGUUUGGCACGGCAGCGGGCAAUAUCCUCGUCUGUUUGGCCAUUGCCUGGGAACGUCGAUUGCAGAAUGUGACAAACUAUUUUCUGAUGUCGCUGGCCAUCACGGAUCUGAUGGUCGCCGUGCUCGUCAUGCCCCUGGGCAUCCUCACCCUGGUCAAAGGCCACUUUCCACUGAGCUCGGAGCACUGCCUGACCUGGAUCUGCCUGGAUGUGCUGUUCUGUACGGCCAGCAUAAUGCAUCUGUGCACGAUAUCCGUGGAUCGGUAUCUGUCGCUCCGCUAUCCAAUGCGCUUCGGACGCAACAAAACCAGACGCCGCGUCACGCUCAAGAUUGUCUUUGUGUGGCUGCUGAGCAUCGCCAUGAGUCUGCCGCUCAGCCUGAUGUACUCGAAGGAUCAUGCCUCGGUGCUGGUGAAUGGCACUUGUCAGAUACCGGAUCCGGUCUACAAGCUGGUCGGCUCCAUUGUCUGCUUCUAUAUACCGCUGGGCGUGAUGCUGCUCACCUACUGCCUCACCGUCCGACUCCUGGCCAGGCAGCGACAAAACUUGGGCGGCGGCCAGCCCACAUCGGCGGUCACGCCCGGCUGGGCCAGCGGCUGGCUGGGCCAGGCGCCAGCCUUGGAGCGUCGCUGCACUUGGCGCCGAUUGUUGAAACCGGGCCAGAGCCACGCCUCAACGGUGCUACACGCCCACUCUGCUAAUUCGACGGACACGGAUCUCAGCACACUGGACAAUCACGAGCUCUGGCUGCCCGACUCCAGCAUACCCGAACCCACGCCCACGACAAUGACGGCGCUGCAUCAGUUUGGAGCGGAGAUGUUGAAGCUAUCGCGUGGCCUGGAAUCUGUUGCCUCGUCCUCAACAACCGGCUCGCCCACAAAAUCCGAAUUUUCCAUCUCAAACAAUUUACCCUACUCCAGCAGCCCGCAGCGCUUUUCGACGCAUCAGCAGCAACAGCAGCAUAAUCAGCAGCAGCAGCAGCAGCAACAGCAGCAGCAUCAGCAGCACUUGCAACAUGCUCACGGAAGCAGCUACCUGCAACAAACGUCGCCCAAGGGCAAGCAGAGCAGCAACAUUCUGGGCCUGUCCAGCACAACGCUCGGUCUGGAGCGCGAGAGCACGCGCAACUCCUUGGCCAGCAGCCGCAUGGGCGAGCAGAGCGAUGGCACACUUUCCCAACUGUCGCAAAGACUGCGCGCGUACAAGAAGCGCAGGCGCGCUUCUUCGGCAGCUUCUGGGCGUGAGCGACGCGCUGGCAGCGAAGAUGCCGAGGAUGAGGAUCAGGACACGCUACGACGGUGCAAGCGUUACAAUAGCCUGCCCAAAAAUGCGCUCUACACGCACCACAAGACGCUGCACGAGAGCCAGGACGACGAUGACAACGAGGCGGCGGGUGCAGAGCCGGAGGACGACGACGAAAGACUAGACACGCAAGCAGCUAAAACAUCAAAAUCUUCGUCCAUGAGCAAGAGCUGCCACUCCGACACGGAGGUGGAGCCACAACAAGGCAAACUAUAUCACGUACCAAGCAGCUCCAAUCAUCAGUCGGACUACCCGCAGCUGCCGUCGGUGUGCACCUGCCCCUACUUCGGAGAUCGCCCGCUGCAGAGCUGUGUGAAAACGGCCGAGGUGAAGAUCAUAUCCUCCGCCUUCAAGGUCACCACCGUGACGACAGCAACGGCCGUGAGCAGCUCGCCCAGCGAAAUGGACCUGCUGCUCUGCAGCGCCAGCAACAACAAGAGCGCGCUCACCGGCAGCGUGAGUGUGGGAGCGGCAGCAGCAGCUGUUCCCGGCGGUGGAGUUGGUGGUGCGUCGGCGAACACCUUGUCGCCCAACUCGGCCCAUCAGACGCCGGGCAGCUGCCUGACGGUGCACAGUGAUGGCAGCGGCUUUCUGGCCGCGCCGGGUACACCCUGUCCCGGCCGGCGUAAGUUGAGCAUCUCAAAGACAGCAUCGGUGGUCACGUGGGACUCGAGUCGGCAUCGUCGGCGUGGCAGCAGCUUUGGCGGUGCACGCACCUCACUGCUGCUAACCCCCACCAAGACGGCGUCCAGCACGGCAACAACCACAACAACAACGACACCGUUACGCCGCUCUGCCACACUGCGGAGCCACCAGAACAUGAACUACCAGGGCGGAGGAGAGGGCGGCAAGUCGCGGACGCCGCAUUCGUCGCCCUGCCUGCUGCAGCGCCAGCAAACGGUUCGCUCUCAUCAUUCGCGCAACUCGAGCGUCAUCUCGCGCAACUCGUCGCGGCACGGUCGCAUCAUACGGCUGGAGCAGAAGGCCACGAAGGUGCUGGGCGUGGUGUUCUUCACGUUUGUCAUUCUCUGGUCGCCGUUCUUUGUGCUCAACCUGUUGCCAACGGUGUGCGCGGAGUGCGAGGAGCGCAUCAGCCACUGGGUGUUCGAUGUGGUCACCUGGCUGGGCUAUGCCAGCUCCAUGGUGAAUCCCAUAUUCUACACGAUCUUCAACAAGGUGUUUAGGCAGGCCUUCAAGAAGGUGCUGCUCUGCCGCUACUCGAACAACAGCGCCUGGAGGCCCAGCAGAUAGCAGACGCCGGUGAAGCCCGGUAAGCUCAAGGCAAACGCCAAUCCUCUGACAAAUCUCAAACCGCCGCCUAUCAAAUGCACCGGCGUGGACUUUGCCGAUGCCAGGACACUCGCUCCACGUCCAGCCUCAAGCCUGCUCAAGGCGCAAUCGAACAGCGAUUCGACGACCAAUCUCUGAGCGGAGCAGCUCGAAAUUUCGGCAAGCAUCCACAGACCACACGGCACGCACAGCCCGGCCACGGCUCCGAAUCGUGUGUGUGAAUGUGUAUUGAGGCUUAAGUCUCUAAUUAAUUUCAAAUUCAAUUUGCACAGCCAUUGAGCACAUUUGCCGGACAAACCGAAACCAGACAACUGCUGCUUGUUAACCCACCCGAUGGAACAACCACCUAACCGCCAAACAUCCCACUCGCAUUCGUGCCGAGUCCAGCCAGCUGGUCAGCUUUGCCGCCGCAGGCAUCUAGUUCUCUAAUUGUGGUGCUCAAGGUGUAUUAAGUUUGUCUGCUCAAUGCCACGCCCCACAGCGCCUCCAUCUCCGCCCUGUGGCUCGGCAAUUCCAUUAUGGGAUUAUUAAACGAAGCAUAGCAGAUUUUGCAAAUGUGCGUCAAAGGCAUUCCAAGGCGGAAAAUGCAAAGAAUCUGUAUUUUCCUGCUUCUAUCAAGCAUGGGGUAGCCCCGAGGCUGAUUAUGUGCAUGCUGCUGAAACUAUGGAAUAAUAGAGGGCAGUUUAGUUAAAAACAAACUAAAGUCGGUAUUCAAGUUUGUUAAUAUAGCUAGAAUAAGCUCUUCAAGUAGCCAAGAGUGUGAUCUUAACUUGUAAUAAACUGUUUACACAGCUAAUAUCAGAGCGUUGGCACUUCCUAUGUAAACGAAAAUCAAAUUAAAUAACAUUUUAAAUACUUUACAUUCCAAUGUUCUUCGUCGACGUGGCCUGUGCAUUAAAUUAACGUUGCCGGAUCACUAACACUUACAGCAAGCUGAGCUAUUCAAGCUAAGGCUUGGACAGGCACAUCAAUAUUUUGGGCUUUAGGCCUUAUAUUUUCAUGGCGUUAAAUUGUUUUUUAAGCCAUCAAAUUCGAUUGCAUAUUGCCUGGCGCUGUUUAAGUCCAUAAAUAAAUGCGCCAAACUGUCUCCUGCAGUUGUUGUUGUCGCUACAAAUUUGAUUAAGUCAAUUGCAAUCAAUAUAAGCCGAACUUUCGUUUAUUUGUUUAUUUGGCGAUUUUCACAAUUAAACGUUUAAUUUAUGGCAAAUUUUCGGGCCGCAAAUGCGAGAGACCUGCCAAAUUCACGUACGCAAUGUCUAUAAAAGCGCUUUUCUUGUUGUUGUUGUUGUUGACGUUGCUCUUGUUAUUGUAUUAGUUGUUGCUGUUGCUGUUGUUGUUGCUGGCAUUGAACAGAUUGCCAUUUUUAUUUGAAAAGUUGAUUCAUUCGGUUUUAUUUUCUGUGGCAAAAUGAAAAAUGUUCAGCUGGUCACGUAAAUGGCGCCCCGGCAAGAGGCUACUGCCAGGUCUUGAGGAAGCUGAAACAGCUGCUUGAGGCUGGCACAUCAAACAGCAACAACAGCAAUCAGCAGCAGCCAUAAUGAAAGCUAUUUGGCUCAGAAAGUUUCAAUGUGGACCAAGUUUAAAGCGUAAUUUUGUGAUGUGGCUACAAAGUAAGCGACAAAUUCGCAGCAGAAUCAGAGUGAGAGGGGAGCGAGGCCUGCCAGGCAGAAGGAGCAGGUAAUGGUGCCAUUAGUAGCACCUACUCACUAAGAGCUCGAAGAACACUUUGCAGCGCGCGCCUCAAACAUUUUUAGUAUUUUCUCUUUCCCUUUUUUUUUCGACACACUGGCAGAUGGAGAGGUUGACAAAUUCUUAACGGAGACAACAGACGAGAGCGACAGCAGCGAAACGCGACACUUUUGAGAAUUUAUGGCCGUUUGAUGGCCAGAGGAAAUAUUUUAGCUCACUUCAUUGACGCCGAGUCUGUCUCCGGCUAGCUUAGGACUUGGGUCGCUGAUAGGCCGGGCCUAAGUGUCGCACGCCGUUGAAACUUCAUUGAACUUUAAUAGCCUGGCCGCAGGGCAAACAGCAGAGAAAGACGAAGAGAAAUGAGCGCAAUGGCGGCAAUUUCCGUUUCCGUUCAACGCUCGCCUAACAUAUGUUGCCUUUUAAGGAACUAAAGUAUAAAAGCACCAACAACAACAAAAUAAAGUCACUCUUACUUAGCUCAGACAGGGUCUAUCAAGAACUGAUGUACUUGCCCUUCCGAUCCUUGACUUAAACUCAAAGUAUAUUAAAAUUAUUGAAUUAAAAACAUAAUGAAUGCAAAUCUGAAAGCAAAAACCCAUUUGAAAUAAGCUAAGCAAAUACGAAUUUAAAUUUCAUAAAUGUAAACUGCAAUCACAAGGUAAAUGUUAACCAAAUUAAAUGAAUGUAUUUAUUUAUUACUAAGUAGUUAAUUAAAGUGUAUAUAUACUGAAUACGCACUGUAUUUAGUUCGGAUAUACUACUAAAGGGGAGAGCAUUGUCACAAAACGCUUUUAACGAAUAGCUAAGCUAAGCGAAAAGCAUUGCACAAAUGCAAUCCAGCUAAGCACUGUAUUAGAAAAUGUACUUAAAUGCAUUAGUUUAACUGUAAGUAGUUGUGCGGUAGGCACUGUGAAUGUCCAAGUUUAGGAAACGAUUGCUGUAUAUACAAUAUACGACAAAAACUUGAAAUAUAAGUUAAUGUAACACUGUCACAUACACAAACACACACAGACACAAUAAGACCCAUAGGGUGUGCUAAGUAAAUAAAACUCUACAUACAUAUACCCAACUAGCUAUGAUCUGAUUAGUGUAAAAUUAGUUUAGCUAUUGAAUCAACUUAUCAAUGUACUCUGAGUACUAGUAGAACCCAUUAGAAAUGAAUGACGCAUUAUCGACAGAGCAAAUCUUCUUGUUUCCCAUUAAAAACUGAAUCGAAUUUAACGGAAAGAACUCUUUAAAUGGAUUCGAUAAUCAGAAAAAAAAAAAAAAAAACAGCCACACAAGUAUUAUAACUCAACAUAAAAGAAUCCGAAGCAUAAUUAAGAUUCCGAAUGACAUAUCUCUGUGCGUUAUUGUUUGAUGUAUGUACAUAUAUACAAAUAUUAGUAGUAUAUUGAAAUAUAUAUUAGAAUUAGCUGCAACCCAGUCAAAGACACUAAAAUCUAAAACCAUAUACAUAUAUUAAGAUAUCAAAUAAAAUAUAUACAUAUAUGUUUAACAUAUACUGGCGAUCAUGUUUGAUGUUUGACUAAAUGUUAACCUACAUAUGUGUGUGUGUCUGAGAAGCCUUUUAAGACUUCUAUAUUAAAUGUGCAUUCUAUCGAACAAUAU
This is a messenger RNA of Drosophila mojavensis, 6883 nucleotides long. It is a transcript of the gene 5-HT2B, whose product is annotated as muscarinic acetylcholine receptor gar-3. The transcript has 7 exons. Gene Ontology annotation, cellular component: dendrite; membrane. Gene Ontology annotation, biological process: G protein-coupled receptor signaling pathway, coupled to cyclic nucleotide second messenger; chemical synaptic transmission. The record is from RefSeq and is a predicted model, not a curated record. The coding region runs from base 716 to 3544 and encodes 942 amino acids. Lineage: Eukaryota; Metazoa; Arthropoda; Insecta; Diptera; Drosophilidae. Gene Ontology annotation, molecular function: G protein-coupled serotonin receptor activity; neurotransmitter receptor activity.